ACCAUGCGUGUGCCAUAGCUGACCAUAGACCGGCUCAGAAGUGGCCGAGACAUUCGCCUCUCGACCGCGACCAUGAGAGCACUCAACUCUCGACGCCCACGGUCGAUCACGAGCAUCCAUCGACUCGUGUCUCGUACAGUUCUCUGCUUCUUCCUUCUGCUCUGCGUCCUUCACGACGCGCGAGCGCGUAGUGUGCCUCACGAUGACGAUGGUGUUGCGGCCGAUCAAGUGCACGGCAAGAUUUCGGAACCGGUGGAGGUGAGUGACACCAAUUCCGACGGCGUAAACAAAGAGACGGAAAACGCGAACCGAGCGCGAAGUUUGACGGAGGAAGAAUACAACGAAGACGACGGAAGAAAGAUUCCCGUAAAAGAGAUAUCCAUUGACGAUUCCGAGAAAAUCCAGGUCGAAGCCGACGAAGGCAGUGUGGCGAAAAAGAGACGAAGAAACGACGUGACGCUUUUCGGUAAAUCCGUGUUGCAAGAGAGCGGUCUCGGGCGGGACGUAAUCGCGGGUAAAGUGCAGAAGGACGAGGGCAUUCGACGAUUCGACGCUCAAGUCGAGUCGGACGACAUCAAGGACUUGGGACAACGAAAAGUAUUGGAUAUCACGGAAGAUAUUUCGGCUUCUCAAAAAGAUGACAGCAACAAGGAAAGGCGAGUGAUUGUUACCGAUAUAAAUCCCGUAAACGAAGGUGAGACAAUAUCAGAAAGAAAAAAGGACGCAGAGGUGCCUUCCGAUGUUUCAGAAAACCUGAAGAAGACCGCGAAUCUGGACGAAGCAGAUUUACACAAAGAAGAGACGGGACAAGUUGAGAAAUUAGAGGAACAUUACUCGGACGAGUCACGAAUCGAGAAUACUGAAGAGGUGCGCAAUGAUCUGCGAAGCUUGAAGCUUGCCGAUAAGACUGAAAGUGAAAGGAAUCAGGAGGAACAUGUCGCAAACGAUGCACCGAAAGCUGAAGAAAUCGAAGAUGAAAAUCUGAACAGAGAAAACAGACACUUAACUUCAGGUAAGUCCAAGUCCAAGAGUUCGACUAUUUAUCUGAACGCAGAAGAGGGAAGUUUGCCCGGUCGCGAGCAAGAAUCGAUCGUGGACGGUCAGAUAAAGAAAUUGAUAUCUAUACGAGAUGAUGCUCUCGAAUCGGUCGAGAGCGGCGUGAAACAGUCGGAAAAGUCGAUGGACAUUGACAUAGUUGACGUAACAGACAAGAAAUUGCGCAAUUUACGCAGCAGCAACGCGAACGACGCUUUGACUCUGAGUGAGAAUCUCGAUCAACCGGCGACAGAGGGGGUUCCCAAUCGCCUUCAAAAGUGGAAGAAUCAAGCCGCCCUGCUUCAGGAACAAAUCAAAAACAGAACGUUCCUUCAGUACGUAAGAGAACAAGCGAUCGAGGUGCUUCCUGACAUUCCGAAAUUCACUGAGAUUCAGUUGUUGGAAACGAUGAAAACUAUCGCGCAAACGCGGGCGAAACCUUCGAAUGAGACGUACUCAGCCGGUCUGAACGCAACUGAAUUGAGCAAGGAGCAAAUGGAAAUUAUAAAGUGCGCCGAGCAAUUGGUGGAAACGAAGCAGCGACAGUCCUUCAUAUCGAACAUGUCGGAUUGCAUUCGCAGUCUCAAUGUUCUGAACUGCUUGCGCAUCUUCGUCUGGCCUGUCGUGCUCGACAAUCUUCCGCAGCCGGUCAGAGAUUCGUUGAACAAUCUACCAGUUGAGAUAAACCUGAUCGACUUGUUUCAGGGUAACAGAGCAAAGUCCGCGAGAUUCGACGGCAAUGUGCAUCGUGCGAAGCUGCUGACACCGGAAUCCGUCGUUUUCAACAUCCUGAGAAACGCUCUGGAGACGAAAACCAGCUACGAUCAGACGCCGACGUUCAUCGACCCGAAGAACGAAACUCUGAAAGGGCUCCUCACGAUCGGCCAGAUUCAAAUUCUCCAGAUGGCCGAGAAGCUUCUGCCGGGUGAUGCGCGGCGCGAUUAUUCCGACAGAAUGUUCUCGUGCGUGCGCAGAUUCGAAUACUUCAGUUGCGUCAAGUACUUCGCCUGGCCGACGAUCAAGCAGCAUUAUCCGUCGCUUCCGCCAUUUCCGGAUUAUCAGAGCUGGUAUCCGACGAUACAAUUUUAUCCGCAGUAUCCGAUCGUUCCCUUUCCCAGUUACGUCGGAUCCUCAGGCGAGCUUCCAGAAGUCGUGGACGCGGACGCCACGAGAAUGCGAAGGCCGGAGGCGGUGAUCGUGGACAUUCUUCAGAACACUCUGCGGGAGCACGCGAAAGUACCACCUCCGUCCGUCACUUACAACACCGAUUCCUACGUUGCUCUGCUCCCUCCGGAACAAUUGCUGUCUAUUCACAUGGCCGAACAAUUUCUUCCAGUUCAGUACCGUUCGGAAUUCGUUCAGAAAACCGUCAAAUGCAUCCAGGAUCUUAAUUAUCUGACUUGUAUCAGAUAUUCGACCUGGCCGACAAUCCGACAGUUCUUUCCCUCCGUGCCGAAUAUUACCGAUUGGUUACCGAAUUUAUCCGACUGGCAGUUAUCCAACUGGCAGUUCUCCGACAUCUUGCCGCAAUUUCCAUUUCAAUUACCCGAUGUAUUCUCGUUUAUACCGAGUUUCGGUGGCGGAGGAAGCGCAUCACCGGCAGCCGAAUCGGAAUCCGGUGGUGGUGCCUCCUCGGAAAAAUCGUCUAGUCGAAUCCCCGCGAUAUUGUUUCGUCAGAGUGAGCCUUCUUCCAAGACGUCCGGCGAGUUAGAAAACAAGAUCACGGAGAUUUUAAUGAACGCGCGCAAUUCUCUGAGAGCGAAAUCGGAAAAUUCACUGAUUGGCAACGAAAACAUAAUAGUUCUCACGCCGAUCACUGAGAGGCAACUUAACAUACUCAAACUAGCGGAGAGUCUUGUGCCGUUUGAAGCUCGAGCUCCUCUCGUUACUCAGGUUCUAUCUUGUCUUCGAGCUAAUAACGACUUUUACAAUUGCACCAGAUAUAUUAUUUGGCCCACGGUUGCGCUCUACGUUCCUAACUUCCCUGAAUUUCCCACUUUGCCAUCUGAUCCAGAAUCUCCGAAACCGGAAGAGACGUCGCAGCAGACGUUGCUGCAAAAUACGAGCUCGUCCCAACAACCUGCUAAAGAUCAGACAAAAGACAAGACAAACGCGAUAAAUGAAAAUGCCGCGAAUCCCAACGUAAAAAUUAUCUCCAGGACGAAAUUUCCGCAGAACAACGGUCCUGUCAUCAGCGUGACCGGAACGUCAUUCGUGCCGAUAUUUACCGAACAUCCCGAGUCGGUGAUACUUAACAUUCUCAGAUCGAUACAUUUGUCCGUGCCGAACGUACAAGAGAAUCAGGUUAUCUCGAACUCUAAAAAGCAAGAAUUCAGCGAUUUGCUUAACGAUCGACAGACAAAUAUUGUUAAAAUAGCGGAAAAUCUACUGCCCGACGCUCGUCGUCCCGCAUUCGUCAAUCGAAUGUUACAGUGUGUUCUCAAUAAUAACUUUUUGACGUGCUCGAGAGACGUGUUGUGGCCGGCUCUCUCGGAAUAUUAUUCGAGGCUGCCCAGUUUUCCUAAUUUCGGAACGAAUCCUUUGUCGAGCAACAGCAAGCCCGCGGUGGUUCAAAAUCUAACCGAUCCGUCGCCAUUCUCGGAAACCAACGUUAAAAUCGGUCAGCAUGGCGACGCUACUGUUACAAUCACUGAUACAAGAUUCUUUCCUAUCUUCACGGAACAUCCGGAAGGUGUGAUUUUGAACAUCCUUAAAGCGGUGCAGCACGCCGCACCGAGUGGUGUUCUAAACACCAUGAUUAUCUCCAGAUCGCCAGAAAUUAUGAGAUACUUUACGGAACAGCAAGCUAACAUUGUUCAGAUCGCCGAGAGUUUGCUACCGGAAUCAGUGAGGCCAGUAUUCGUGGAGAGAAUGGUCACUUGCGUUCGUGAAACCAUGUUUCUCGAGUGUACCAGAGACAUAGCUUGGCCGACCAUCGCUCAAUUCUUCCCGAGACUGCCGAAUUUUCCAAAUUUCGGAAGCUACCAGAGUACGCCGAGAAUGAAAAUUGAUUUAGCGUCCAUUUUAUUGCGCAACGCCUAUCCGGAGAAUCAAACGUCCAACGAAAAGGCCGAAAAUACAUUAAAGACUGCCGUGGAAAUUAUCGAGGAAAAAAUAGAAGAUGUGCUGAAGAAUUUACCGAACAAAGAUCCGACGCUGCGUGUGGAGAACUCAUAUCUUGACGUGAAUAAUCCCGCGAUAAGUUCUCUUCUCUCAGCUCGAGAAAUGAGUAUCGUCAAAUUAACGGAAAAAGCGAUACCAGACACGAUACGUCGCGCAUAUGUAACCAACAUGCUCGAAUGUAUGAGAAGCAACAACUUUAUUACUUGCACUCAACAUAUCAGCUGGCCGACUUUGAGACAAUUCUUUCCGAGUGUGCCUACCUUCGACGACAUAGCGGGCCAGUUGCCUGGCGGCGGUCAGAGUCCUAGUGGCGGUCAAUUUCCUGGUAUCAGUCAAAUUCCUGGUGUCGGUCAAUUUCCUGGUGUCGGUCAAUUUCCCGGUAUCGGCCAGAUUCCUAGUGGCGGUCAAUUUCCCGGUGCUAGUCAGAUUUCUGAUAUUAUCAGUCAAAUUUCUGGUGGAGGUCAAAUUCCCGGCAUAAGUCAGAUUCCCGGCUCCGAAUUUGCAGGACCUAUAAUUACAAAUCCUUUUGCUGACGGUUCCAAUAUACCUUCUUUUCCAAUACCCUCGCCUCCUCAAAUCACGAUCCCGGGUCAAUUUCCAUUCCAACCUUCUAUUCCUCAAUUCCCUUCCAUCGGAUUUCCUGGUUUCGGUGGUUAUCAGCCACAAUUCAGCAUUUUGUCGACCGCACCGCAGCAGCUGAAACCUCUUAUAUCGAAGGAAUCGCAACAAGAGUCGGUUCAGUCCAGAGUCGCGCACACAGAGACGAAUCAGAUAAAUGGAGUAUCGAGAGCUGCGAACACUCCGUCAGUAGAAAAAGGAACACCGCAUAUCGUCCCCGGAUACCUUGGACAACCAACGAACAUCUUCAUAGAUAUUUCCAAGGAGAAAGUUCAGUUGUCUGACAUUGAACGAAAACAAGGUCCAUCGCCGAAGCCCAGUCCCUCGGAUUCAUCGUUGAGAGCACACAAAAGAAGACGAAGAAGCACCAAGGAAGAGUUAUUGAAUUCUUACUACGAGACGAAUGAUGAAAUCGAACGGGCUUCGAAAACGAUAACAGGCACAAUGUUUCCAAACAUCACGGAAACCGAGUUUCUUCAGCUUUUAGUCAAUAUUUCCAAGUUAAAGAAGCCAUUGGAGAAGAGGCCAGCGGAGAAUUCGAAAGAAUAUUUUGUAGAUACAUUAAAUUCUACAGUUAAAAACUCUCUGACCGCCGAUCAGUACGAGAUAUUAAAGCUGGUGGAAGAUUUGGACGAGCGCGUCACAACUCGAGGUUUUCUGUCGCAAGUAAUCAACUGUCUACUCAGUUUGAGCUUUAUCAAAUGCAUGGGUAUUUUCAUCUGGCCUCUGAUCAUCAACAACGUACCGUCGUUGAUCGAUUUAUCGUCUGCGUCCAUCUCUAGUCUCGGUAUCCUCGGAAGAUCGACAGAAGCCGAAGUGCAGCAUUACUUCGGCAUGUCAACGAGCGAUUUCGAGAAGGAACUGCUGACGAGAAAGGAGUCUGUUGAACAUCUCUUUUUAGAUUGGUAUCAGAAGCUAAUGGAGGAUAAAUUUCAGGCAGACUUCGGUAUUCUGAAGAUCAGAGGCUACGGGAACGGCGAGGUGGGCGUCAGCCUCGGCGAGUAUCGCGAAGGCAGAGCUACGAAAAUCAAGGACAACAAAAACUUGCCGAGUAUUCUGACGAUCAUCAGCGAUAUCAUGGAAGAAGUUUUGGAUCAGCGACCGGACAAUGAGAAACUUAAGAAAGAAAAGGAGAAGAGAGAAAGAAGUCUAGAUGAUACACAGGAAACGGACUUUCAGUUUCUAAAAGAGAGCGACGAGAACGCAGAAAUUAAACGAUCAAUGAACGACGAGCAGAUAAUCACCAUGUUUCUAGAUAAAAUAAAAGCCAACGCGACAGAUUUCGCUGAAGGUGACGUCACAAAAUAUUUCAACGUGGAAGAUGCGUACAACGCUUUCAGCGUACUCUUCGGGAGCCGGUUGAAUAAGAAAUUUGUGAGUAGAUUUAAAGUUUUUACCGAGGAAAAUCUAAAGAAAAUAACCGAAAACCACGCGAAGGAGCAGAGCACAGAAGAAUUGAAAGUAAUACCCUUGAAGACGCAGGUGAUUUAUGAUCUUGAGAAAGAGUCUGUAGAGAGUCAUCAGGAACGCGAAAGAGAACAUCGCGCGAAGAAUGAAUUCAGAUCUCUGUUGGAUAAAUACUCGGACAUGCUCGUGAAAGGCAUUUCUAUUAAAAAGAUCGAAGAUCCGGAUAACGAAAUUAAGAUGAACGACACCGAAUCGUCUUCUAAGAAGAGCAAACGCUCGGAAUUGAGGAUCUAUUUGCCACGUUUGCAAGAGGAUAUCACAUCCAGAAAAAUCACGAGCGAGAUGGUGCAUCUCGGAAAAGCGUUGAAGACGAAGAUGAGUAAUAUGAUGCCUGGAAUUGGUUUCAUUAUAACCUUCCUCAUUCAAAUGGCCCUGGCUCAUGCGAGAGCGGCUGCCACCAUGGCCGGGAUGAUCAGCAACAUGGCUCUCGCAUCAGCCAUGUUCGGCAUGAUUCGGCAAAAUCUCUUCGGAUCGGACAACCCGAAGAUCAAAUACGUUUAUGAUAAUGACAAGACUGGUCCAGGAAUCACUUGGCCUCAUAAUCCUCAUUACGACUCUUACUAUCACGGAAAAUAGCAUUAAAUUCUUUUGAUAAAGUUUACUUUUAAUUUUUUACGUACGGAAACCUUAGGUACACGUACUUAGGAAUUUUUUCGAAGUCGAAAAUCGAAUUUUAUUGGGUUAGCUUUAAUUUUUUGUACUAUCAUAAUAAUAUUGUGGCCGCGUUCAUAAAAAAAAUCAUGAUUUUUGAAUUGUAUAAUCUUCUGUGAUUAAAGAAAAGUUUAUAAUUUCUUGAAAACGUCAGUGUCGAAAAGAUAAUCAUCGAACAUUUUUUUAUGAAUGUGUCCAUUGUUCUUCUUAAAUUUUAUUUGCGAUUUAGUAACACAGGUUUCAUAGAGUAUCCUCUCUAAGAGAUUUUAGUGUAGAUAAACAUAGAACCCCUGAAGAAACGGUAUUCUCGUAGAUGAUUAUGGAAACAAUUCCUCGCAAUUUCAUUAUAAUAUGCAAGAAACACACACACACACACACACACACACACCAUAUAUAUGUAUUUCACAGGAAAUAUUUAUUUCAUUGUCAUAAAUGGGAUUUUACGGUGGAGGGUAACACUUUUUCAUAUUUUUUUAGAGGUCAUACAAUACAUAGAUUAAAAAAUCUCAUGCGGUAUAUUGCAAAAUAAAAAUAUUGAAUUACUAGUAUAAGUUUUAUAAGUAAGACUGAUGUGCUCUUUGAUUGCAUAUGAAAUAAAUGGUGUGUUACUUUUA
Messenger RNA from Pseudomyrmex gracilis, 7508 nucleotides. RefSeq lists its product as uncharacterized. NCBI's taxonomy places the organism in Eukaryota, Metazoa, Arthropoda, Insecta, Hymenoptera, Formicidae. The record is from RefSeq and is a predicted model, not a curated record. The transcript has 2 exons. The coding region runs from base 73 to 6819 and encodes 2248 amino acids.